UUUUAUCAAUAUAACAAUCUCAUCUCAUAUUUAGUCGUAAUUAAUAUUUCCUAAAAAGAACACACAUAUAUAAAAUCAUGACACUGAAAGUAUAUUGUGAUCGAAUGUCCGAACCAUCUCGUGCCGUUCUCAUGUUCUGCAAGAUACUUGGGAUAGAUUUUGAAGAAUGCCCAGUAGAUGUCUUAAAAGGCCAAACGUAUACCCCAGAAUAUAUAGCAAUAAAUCCUAAUUCUAAAGUUCCAGCAAUAGCUGAUGGAGAAUUUAAGCUAUAUGAAAGCCACGCGAUUCUUAUCUACUUGUGUUGUGCGUAUCCGGGAGUCGCUAGUCAAUGGUAUCCUAGUGAUCUGUUCGAAAGAUCUAAGAUUCAUUCAGUUUUAGACUGGCAUCAUACCAAUUUACGUCGUACUGCAGUCGGGCUUCUUUUAAACACUGCCCUUGUAGCACUAAACCCCCGCCCUCCAAGCCGCCAAGCAGCUGAAGAAGCCGAAAAAUUGCUUUUGAAAUCAUUGUCCUUCAUAGAAAAUGUUUUGUUGAAAGAUGGACGGUUUUUGUGUGGAAGAUCACAACCAUCCAUAGCCGAUAUCAGCUUUGUAUGUGAAAUCAUGGAACUUGAGCUUUUGCUUCAAGAGGAUCACGAUCGCAUAUUCAGUCCUUAUAAGAAAGUUCUGCAGUGGGUUGAAGAUACCAAGAGUGCAACUGCACCUCAUUUUGACGAUGUUCACAGGGAUCUAUAUGACCAACAGAAAGGAUACCGAGAAAUGCAGCAACAGAAACUAGAAAAAGCAAACUGAAUUGAAAGUUGUGAGAUCACGCACCAUCAACAUUUUCCUGAUUAUUUGAUCUUCUUUAUUAAGACUAGUUUUGUUUACUUUUAGUAUGUAAUGUUUUUGCCAUAUGAUGUAUUUUAAGUUGCAUUACUCUUUUUGAAGAUUAUGUUGUCAUCCUUAUGCUAUAAUAAACUGGAUUUUCAUCGGUUUUAA
This is a messenger RNA of Erigeron canadensis, 980 nucleotides long. Its product is annotated as glutathione S-transferase T1-like. The record is from RefSeq and is a predicted model, not a curated record. NCBI's taxonomy places the organism in Eukaryota, Viridiplantae, Streptophyta, Magnoliopsida, Asterales, Asteraceae. Bases 78 to 791 code for a protein of 237 amino acids. The transcript has 7 exons.